AUGUGCGGCGUGGAUGCACCAUUAAUACAUAUACCUGGAAAUGGAUUUAUAUCUGGAAAGUAUUUAAAAAUGUACCGAACCCAAAAUAUUAAGGCUUAUUUGGGAAUUCGGUAUGCGCAUGCUGCAAGAUUUUCGCCUCCUGAUGUCGAAUUGCCACCAUGGAAAGGAAUUUUUAACGCAACUUCCUUUGCACCUAGCUGUUGGCAACCAAAACGCACAUCAGAAAGUCCACAUUUGGAUAAAGUUUUAGAAACUAUUUCGGGCGCAAUGUUGACCGAAACUGGAGAAAGAAAAUAUGAGGAGAACUGCUUAAAUUUGAAUAUAUUUGUACCUGACGGAGCACCUGAAGUUGAUGGAUACGCGGUGAUAGUGUGGAUACACUCCGGAAAUUUCUCAACGGGAAGCCCAUACGACAUUGAGCCAUUUCAACUGGUUUUUAAGCAAAAAGUAAUUGUUGUAACGUUUGCAUAUCGGCUUAAUAUUUUUGGAUUCUUCUCAACCGAUGACGGAGAGGCCCAGGGCAAUUACGGAUUAAUGGACCAGUCGGCAGCCCUUUAUUGGGUCAAAAAGAAUAUCAACUACUUUGGAGGUGACGAGAAUCGUAUAACAUUGAUGGGUCAUGAUGCAGGAGCAAUCAGUACAGCAUUACACAUGACAUCCGGGGAAUGGUCAAAGGGAGCUUUUCAUAAAGCCAUAAUAAUGUCUGGAAACCCAUUAAGUUAUGUUCGAAUGCCACAUGAAUUCAAUAAUGAUUUGGAUAAAAUAUCUAACAUUUUUGGAUGCGCCCGUAGGCCAACAUCGAUGCUUAUCCAAUGCCUUAAACGAGUUGAUGCAAAGAUUAUUACGGAAAAUUUACCGUUAGUUGAUUGGGGUCCUAUUGUGGAUUUCGGAUUGAGUAAUACAUCGUAUCCUUUUAUUGAAAACCAACCGGAAAUACUCUUUAAAAGUGGCGCCUAUAACAAUGUUCCAGUUAUUAUUGGAAUUACAGACAUGGAGGAAGUACUUACAAUAUUUAAGGAUUAUAUAUCUUCAGAGUUGACUCCCGAGGAUCUGGAUAACUUUUUCAAUGAUAUAGCACUAACUGAUAUUCAGAAAACAACGGGUAGCAAUGAAUGGUGCAUGAAUUUUCCGUUAAUUUCUGAUGCAAUUUCCUUUAUGUAUUCCGGACAAAGCAAUGACGAAAAAUCCACAAUAAAUACAAAUGUAAUCAAUGCUCAUACUGAAAAAUUCUAUAUAACACCCUUGCAAAUGUUUGUAGAUAUAUUAAGUAAACAUAAUAAUAUUUACACUUAUAUAUUUAAGCAACGCUCAAAGUCUCUAAUUGCUGAUCUUCCAAAUUGGGUUGGAGUUCCCAAAUACUUUGAUCAAAUAUUCGUUUGGGGCUUACCCUAUAUGAACAGAACCGUUAAGUGGAAGCCAACCGAUAAGAAAAUGGCUGAUAUUGUUAUGACCUUAUGGGCCAAUUUUGCUAAAACAUCGAAUCCUACGAAAUCGAACGUCUAUGUUAAAUGGAGUACAAUUAUGCCACCCAAAUAUUCAGUACUACUUAUCGAUGAAACCUUUAACACGGACUAUCUUUCAAAUAAUCAGAGAGUUAUGUUUUGGAAUAAUCUGUAUCCGAAAUUACUACAAUUUGCUACCGAGUGUUGUAAUUCCACAAUUUCAGCUGCAAAUUAUCCAAUCACACCCACAUUUUUCGUAUAUAUAUCUAUGCUAUAUAUAUGCAUACAGAUAUAGAUUCUUAAUUCCAUAUGAUUACAUUUAUAAUACGUUUAUACAUUA
Drosophila innubila is the source of this 1782-nucleotide messenger RNA. RefSeq names its product acetylcholinesterase. The record is from RefSeq and is a predicted model, not a curated record. Gene Ontology annotation, molecular function: neurexin family protein binding; signaling receptor activity. Lineage: Eukaryota; Metazoa; Arthropoda; Insecta; Diptera; Drosophilidae. Bases 1 to 1737 code for a protein of 578 amino acids. Gene Ontology annotation, cellular component: cell surface; postsynaptic membrane; synapse. Gene Ontology annotation, biological process: synaptic vesicle endocytosis; chemical synaptic transmission; presynaptic membrane assembly. The transcript is spliced from 3 exons.